AUGAGGCGGAAUAGAGUCCCGCACUCUCCGCCUUCGCCCUAUAGGGCCCUGGCCCACCAUCCGGCUAAUGGCCAGCCCCCGGAUUCCGUAUCCUUGAUUAGGUCAUUCAACAGCGAGACAAACCCGACCCGGCCGAUACGUCCUUCCCCGCUUACGGCUUCGACUAUCCCUGAUAUGCCACUCGAUCUAUUAGAUAGGAUGAGGUCCUUUCCGCUCUUCAUGUCGGCUCCCGAGGAGUUUCUCGUAGCGAUUGGGAGACAUUUAAGGCCGCAGGUUCACGCUGCACACGAUCAUAUCUUAACCGAGGGAGACGAGGCAAAGGCUAUGUAUUGGUUGGUUCGGGGUGUCGUAGGGGUUACCUCGCGUGACGGUGAGGCUGUAUAUGCCGAACUAAAACCAGGUGCUUUCUUCGGUGAGAUAGGUGUACUUAUGGAUAUGCCUCGAACAGCGACCAUUGUGGCCCGGACGAAAUGUCUUCUUCUCAUCCUUAAGAAGGAAGACCUCCGUUUGGAAUUACCGAAAUUUCCUGAUAUGGAGAAGGCAAUUCGAGAAGAGGCUCAUGAACGUUUAACUAUUCUCAACAAGAAGCGUCAGGAAAGCGGACAUAGUCUUAAGGUCGCGAAGGCGUCGAUGACGGCUCGAGAGGCUGCCCCUGGUGAAGUUUCUACCGGUGAAAUCGGCGUUAUCAAAGAAGGAUUCGUAGUAAACACGAAAAAGAGGAAAUCACCGAGUCCAGGAGGAAUCGAAGAUCCAACUGCGGGUAGUGCAUUAGGAAGUGGUCUCGUGAAUGUGCGACAAACGCUUAGAGAGCUCCCACUAUUCUCGACAUUACCUCCUGAUAUACUUCAUUUUCUCGGAAUGAGUGCACAACCCAAAACUUAUUCUCCAUUUACAGAUAUAAUACGACAAGGAACUGCUGGAAAUGAGAUUUUCUUUAUCGUACGCGGCGAAGUCGAGGUGAUCUACGAGGUACCGAAAGGGCAACAAGAGAAGAGAAUAACGCGUUCGUCACAGAUAAGACCUCGUCUAAGACAAGGACAAUAUUUUGGAGAAGUCGCAAGCUUGGGAUUAUCACUUCGACGUACUGCAACUGUACGAUCAAUUACGGCCGUGGAAUGUCUAAUGAUAAGCGGUGAGGCUCUAGAUGAAUUAUGGAAGCGGUGUCCACCGGAUAUCAAAAAACAGGUUGAAGAUACGGCAAGGACACGCAUCAGACCGAAGGACGAGGAUAUUGAGAUGAAAGAUGCGGGUCCAAUAGAAACACAUUUUAGAACGCCAGUAACACCCAUACGACCUACACCACCACAAGUCACAUUUACCACACCUUCGAUACCCGCUUCCCCAGUCAAAGACGAGUCAGAUCAAUUAGAACCCAAGGACCCAGAUCCCUAUCUUAGUGUCGAUAUGGAGAAUCUAAGGAACCGACGACGAGGAUCGCUCGCUCCACCAACACCCCCACCAACCGAUUCUCCAGGUACACCUAUGCAUAAGGGUUUGCGUUUGCGUACGACCGAUAUCUUCACGCCAACAAAAUUCCCUAUUUUGACGAUGUCCCCGGAUGUAGAAGCGCCAGCGAAGAAGAUAAAAACACUGCCCACUCGGCCACAUCUUAACCAAGAACCCGAACCUCUUUUUCCUGACGAUAUUCUAGUUACGAUAUUUCAAUUCCUCGACCUAGCGGAGCUUCUCCGCAUGAGAGUACUCUCAUCAAACGUGCGCAAACUACUUAUGGAAUCACCAAAAUUAUGUAACUACGUAGAUCUCACGCCCUACAACCGCAUGGUAACCGACGACAUUCUCGUGCACAUACUCGCUCCCUUCCUCAACACAAGACCAAUAUCAAUAGAUCUCAGCAACUGCUUCCACAUAACCGACGAAGGGUUCUCCGCCCUAUGGAAGACCUGCGGGAAGAACAUCAAAAUCUGGCGUAUGAAAUCCGUCUGGGACGUCUCAGCAAACCAAAUCCUAGAUAUGAGCGAAAACGCCAAGGACCUGGAAGAAGUAGACUGGAGCAACUGUCGCAAAGUCGGGGACAAUUUACUAGCCCGGGUAGUAGGAUGGGUGAUCCCAGACCAUCCCCCACCGACCGCGAAACAAGUCGUAAUUUCCAACUCCGCAGCAGCAGCCCGUUUGCGCGCACAGCAGCACAAACAACAGACUAUGGUUCUCCCACCCCCUGGAACCGUAAUCGGGUGUCCCAAGCUUAAGAGGCUGAAUCUGUCGUAUUGCAAACAUAUCACGGAUCGCUCGAUGGCGCAUAUGGCAGCACACGCAUCGAAUCGCUUACAAUCCCUAUCGCUAACGCGCUGUACUUCGAUUACAGAUGCCGGGUUCCAGAGCUGGGCCCCGUUUCGCUUUGUCAAUUUGUCGUAUUUGUGUCUGGCGGAUUGCACGUACCUAUCUGAUAACGCGGUCGUGGCGUUGGUGCAUGCUGCGAAAUCGCUUACGCAUCUGGAUUUAUCGUUUUGCUGUGCACUUUCGGAUACUGCGACGGAAGUUGUUGCGCUGGGCUUGCCACAGUUACGAGAGCUCAAGAUGGCGUUUUGUGGAAGUGCGGUUAGUGAUAAUAGUCUUGCAUCUGUUGCUCUGCAUCUCAACGACCUCGAGCGGUUGAGUGUGCGCGGGUGUGUACGUGUUACAGCUGCCGGAAUUGAGAGUGUUCUUGAUGGAUGCGCGAAUUUGUCUUGGGCUGAUAUUAGUCAAUGUCGAAAUUUAGAAGCUUGGGUUCGGGGUGGAGGUGUUGGACGUUGGGAACGUCGUCCGAGAUCAGGAGUUGCGUUUGUGGUUGAAAAGGGUGCAGGUGGUCUACGUUGA
Messenger RNA from Hypoxylon trugodes, 2814 nucleotides. Its product is annotated as RNI-like protein. The transcript is spliced from 2 exons. NCBI's taxonomy places the organism in Eukaryota, Fungi, Ascomycota, Sordariomycetes, Xylariales, Hypoxylaceae. Gene Ontology annotation, molecular function: protein-containing complex binding; protein binding. The coding region runs from base 1 to 2814 and encodes 937 amino acids. The record is from RefSeq and is a predicted model, not a curated record.